Zea mays is the source of this 708-nucleotide messenger RNA. RefSeq names its product protein FAR1-RELATED SEQUENCE 11-like. Bases 1 to 708 code for a protein of 235 amino acids. The record is from RefSeq and is a predicted model, not a curated record. The transcript has 4 exons. Lineage: Eukaryota; Viridiplantae; Streptophyta; Magnoliopsida; Poales; Poaceae.
AUGUCGCUGGAGGACGACCUUAAGACCACCGGAUCGGCGAACGUCUCUGAAACCACCAGAUCAGAGGUGAUCUCUGUCGAAGAUGCAAACAUACUUGAUGUGUUUGUCCCCAGGGUGCAGCAAACAUUUGAUACAAAAGAAGAAGCCUACCUCUUUUACCUUGACUAUGCAAAAUUGGCUGGUUUUAGUGUCAGGACAAAAAGGACUAGUAAAGAAACCAGACACUGGGUUUGCAACCGUGAGGGGUUUCUGAAGCCAGGUCAAGAGAAUGAGGAGCCUAUGACAAAUAAGACAUCGAUGAGAAUUGGUUGCCCUGCUUAUGUGAAGGUGAAGGAGGACAAGAAGCGCAAUAUUUGGUAUUUUCAUCAUGUUCAGGAAGCACACAAUCACAAACUUGAACCCUCACCAAGGAUGGUGAGAUAUAUGCAUUCUCAUAAGCAGAGGGAGGCAGCGUUGGAUGACCUGUUUGCAAUCAUGUCAAAGAGUGGUGUGCCAACACAGGCAGCAAUGAAUGUAAUGUCAGAAUUAUUUGGAGGCCGUCAAAACUGGCCGUUCACAGAGAAAGAUGUCCAUAACAAGAAAGCUGAGCAAGCAAGGGAGGAGAGGGAUGGUGACAUGGAUAAACUGUUCCAAUUUUUCAGGGAGUGCAAAGAACACAAUGAAUACUUUUACUGGGAUGUGGAUUUUGAACAAAAAACAAAUCAAUAA